Messenger RNA from Ipomoea nil (Japanese morning glory), 962 nucleotides. RefSeq lists its product as uncharacterized. The transcript is spliced from 4 exons. The record is from RefSeq and is a predicted model, not a curated record. The coding region runs from base 116 to 655 and encodes 179 amino acids. Lineage: Eukaryota; Viridiplantae; Streptophyta; Magnoliopsida; Solanales; Convolvulaceae.
UAUUAGUGUUGUUAUUAACUGGAUCACAGGUCACAUACAGACAUCAUCAAUAUUUGUAAAAGCAUAAAAGGCAAGGAAAGGGGAAGUGUAGGAGAAGAAAGGGGAGGUUAUAACAAUGGCGUCGGCGACUCCGAAACAGAUGAUAGAGCCGCAGUCUUCGCCACAGUUGUUGUGCGUUAAGAGCUCCGCCGGGAUCCUCAGCUUCGCCGCCGGGAUGGCAAGUCCGAUGGCCGACGACAGGGAGGAGGACAUCACCAAAUCCGCCCUCUCCGCCUUCCGCGCAAAGGAGGAAGAGAUCGAGCGGCGCCGCCGAGAAGUUACGGAGAGAGUUCAGGCCCAACUUGGCCGCGUUGAAGAAGAAACUAAACGCUUAGCUGAAAUCCGAGAGGAACUUGAAGGAUUUGUUGAUCCGGUGGGGAAAGAAGUUGCGGUGGUGCGCAAGAGGAUUGAUCUGGUCAGUCGCGAAUUGAAGCCGUUGGGACAGACCUGCCAAAGAAAGGAAAGGGAAUACAGAGAAGUUCUGGAGACGUUUAACACGAAGACGAAGGAGAAGGCACAGCUAAUCACCAAACUAAUGGAGUUAGUGACAGAAAGCGAAAAGCUGAGGAUGAAGAAACUGGAGGAUCUGAGCAAGAACUUAGAUUCUCUACUCUAAUUAUAUAUGUUACAUAUAUAUAUAUAUAUAUAUAUAUAUAAUAUAUAUAGAACUCUGAUGAUCUUUGAGUUGGUAACAGUUUGGUGAUUUGCUGUGGUUUGUAUCGGAUUGUUCUUUCAUUUGUAUCAUUACUUUAAUUGAUCCAGGAUGUUUCUCGUUUUAAGUUUGGGAAAACGGGGUUCAUUAUUUGUGUCAUUAACUGCGUUGGUUACGUUGGGUUUGGAUUUGUUUGAUUAGGUCUGAUGAUGUAAAUGGGGAUUUGUCAGCAAAAAAAAAAAGUUUAUUAAAUUACUAUAUUUUAUGUUGU